Molecule: messenger RNA, 1917 nt
Organism: Symbiodinium sp. CCMP2592
Lineage: Eukaryota; Dinophyceae; Suessiales; Symbiodiniaceae
Source: the annotation of a GenBank genome assembly
AUGAGCUGGGUCGCAAGGCAUCAUGCAUCUAUUUGUGAUCUUCGGGCAGACGUUCUUACGUUGGUGUUGUCGUUUCUCGACGUGACUUCACUUUCGAAAGCUUGCUCAUGGAAUCACAUAGCACAAAGGCUUGCAGCAGUGCACGAGCACUGGCACCUGUUCGUGCUUCAGUUCUUCGGCGUCUACUAUGAAGAUUACAUGCGCUCUUUGGAGGUGUGGGAUGACGGCAGAUGGCGGCGACUCUUCAUCUACAUUCGACAGGUCCACCACAACGUCGACCAACAGAAUGCCAUGAAAAGGACCAUGCCUGCCUUGCUGAGGCCUUGUGCUUGGCUUGGAGAGGCCUUCGAUGGUGCUCCCGGAUCGUCUGCGGUUCGCAGCCGGACAAGGAGGCAGCGAAAGCGUUACCGCGGCAGUUUGGAGGUGGCAGACAACUGCAACGUCUUCUUUUGGGAGAAUGGCCGUGUGGUGCAAGUGGUCCGAUGCAGCGACGGGCAGGUUCUCAGGGAGAUUGACACAGGACAGAUUUUCAGAAGAUGCUUCCACAGACUCGCCAACGUCAAGAACAAGCUCUUCGUCUGCCUGAAUGAUUGCAUCAAGGUCUGGGAGUACGACAGCUCACGCGAGCCAAUUACGCUGCCAGAUGCCAGGCAUCCCGGCUUGCUUUCAAGAGUUGGUCGCCCCCUUGAGCUGUUGGUGCACAGGCAGAGGCUCAUUCUGGUUGAGAGCAGCUGUUGCCUUCUUUGGCACACGGAGACCUUGGAGUUCAUUUGCUGCAUCGAGCAUGAUGACAUUGGUACAAGCUUUGGCAGGAAAAGUCCCAACACCGAGCUGGAGCGUUCACCCGGUGCACGGGACACGCUGGAGGUCCAGUGGAUGGGAGGCUUAUUGCUGACCUGGCGCCAUGCAGCUCCUCAUGCUGGUCCUUUGGCAGCCGACACUGUUCAGGGCCGUGGCAGCCAGAGAUCUCUGAAUGUGUGGACAUUGGACGGAGAGCCUCGGGCUUUCUUGCAAGCAGACAGCCCGCUGGUGCAGGUGGAUGUGGCGCGUGUGACCUGGGUCUCUGUCUACACCAUGGAUCACUUCAUCCUUUGCGCAUUGGAUUCGAGGUCAGUGAUAACGCUUUGGGACUCCAAAGCUGGGUUUUCGCCGAUAUUUCGCUUCUACAGCGGCUGCGAGGAGCCCUUCGACUUGGUGCUGACUCAGGAUUUCAUGGUGGUAAUUCAGGACAACAUGUCUGCAAAUCGUCUCGAUCUCUUCUUCUGGAAGCUCUGGCUUCAUCCAGACUUCGAGGUGGAGGGCCAAUCCAUGGAAAGCUCCGAAAGACGACAGCUCGAAGGAAGACAGCAACGAGAGGCCUCUGUGCAGAAGUCACGACUGCCGGCUGGAGCUCGCUUUGCACCUCAAGGUGGCGCUGCUCUCCCUGCAGCAGUUGGGACCGGCCUCCUUGCCGUUUUGGAUCUGGCUUCUGCAGCUGCUGCACAGCUUAGUGGCGAUGCUUUGCAGCACUUUCUGUACAAAGAGCUCCGACCAAAUUGUCGCCUGAUCAAGACACUCAGCCUUCCCGACGUCGACACUUACUUCGCCUCGUACAGGAAUUUCCUCAAUGUUUGCUCCUUUCACAAAUCGGGCCAGGAAUCGCUGAGCGUCUAUCGUUCCAGUUCCCUUCAGAAGAAGGUGUUUUUCCCACCCGCCAAGCACACCAAGUUCGAGGAAUGGAUUGCUUUGCAGGUGCACAAUGAUGGCACGGUUGUGGUCUAUGACUUCAGACCCAGCCAGAUGGCAUUCGAUGAGCUGCUUCUGAAAGGCCCUGGAGGGUUCCCCUGUUCCGAGGACGCGAAACAGCCUGCGGAAGCACCUGCCCGUCAGCGCGGGUCCUCGACGGGUCAUGGGCUCAGACGUUCCAGACGCGCGUGA